AUGGCUCCUAGCACCUUCUUGUUCGUGUUCUUCUUCCUCCUGCCCGCCACCGCCGUCGCCGCCCCACCGGCUACCGGCGGCAACGCCGCCGCCGCCUUCAACGUCACGGAGAUCCUGAGCCGGUACCCGGAGUUCAAGCUCUUCAACUUCCUCCUCAGCAAGACCCGCGUGGCGCGCGAGGUCAACAGCCGGAACUCGGUCACCGUGCUCGUCCCGGACAACUCCGCCGUGGACUGGCUGCUCCGCCGCAGCGCCAGGCUGCCGCGCGCCGCGCUCGUGGAGCUCAUCUCCGUCCACGUCGCGCUCGACUACAUCGACGCCGCCAAGCUGGCGGCGCUGCCCCGGGGCGGCCAGCCCACCGUGGUCACCACGCUGUUCCAGACCACGGGGACCGCGCGCAACCGCACGGGGUUUCUCAACGUCACCGCCACGGGCCGCGGCGGCGCCGUCUUCGUGUCGGCCGCGCCGGGGUCGCUGAUCAACGCCACGUUCAAGAGGGCGGUCACCGCGAGGCCGUACAACAUAUCCGUGCUCCAGAUCAGCAACUUCGUCGUGCCGCCGGGCAUCAUCACCAGGCCGCGGCUGCCGCUGCCGCCGCCAUCGCCGUCGCCGCCCGCGCCGAGGAUGAGGCAGAUGGCUAUCGCGCCGAGCCCUGCGCUUGCGCCGACGUCAACUUUGCCGCGGCUAUCUCCGAAGACGAUUCCGACCUCGGAGGGCGAUACCGCGGAGGCUCCCGACACUGCUGAAGCGCCGGCACCGUCGCGUGGACAUGUGGCGCGAGUAACGAGUUGGUGGAUUGGUGCGGCCGUGGGGAUGGCAUGCAUGCUCGGGCGACGUUCCUGUCCGUUGGAUGACUUCCAGAUUCGUGCGCUCUGUUUGCUUGUUUAUUGGUUCCGAUCUCGGGUCCGGGUACUGGAGACCGCACCACCACCGAACGGAGGGGAGGGGGCGAUUCUUCUGGCAUACUCCGCCUUCUACCCCGUGGAGGAAAUUUUGAAAAGUCCUGUCACCAUUGUACUAAAUGAAGAAGCCACAGCAAGGAAGGUUCCCUGCUGGCUUGAUCCUCAGAGGCCUGAAUCACAGCUUCCCGUUGACACUAAAAAAUUUAACAAAAGGUUUUUGUGGUACCACGAGUGGGCACGUGAGACUGCUUUAUCAUUACAAACAUUGCAGCAAUCAAAUGGUAGUAUCAUUGGAGUUCCUACUGCCUAA
Molecule: messenger RNA, 1212 nt
Organism: Miscanthus lutarioriparius
Lineage: Eukaryota; Viridiplantae; Streptophyta; Magnoliopsida; Poales; Poaceae
Source: the annotation of a GenBank genome assembly